Andrographis paniculata is the source of this 1709-nucleotide messenger RNA. RefSeq lists its product as uncharacterized. Lineage: Eukaryota; Viridiplantae; Streptophyta; Magnoliopsida; Lamiales; Acanthaceae. The transcript has 14 exons. The record is from RefSeq and is a predicted model, not a curated record. The coding region runs from base 20 to 1378 and encodes 452 amino acids.
CUGCUCAAUUCUUUUGGCGAUGGCGUUCUGGAAGCUGUUUCUCCUAGUUUCCACUAUGUUCGCCGUCACUUUCGCAGAAUUUACGUUGGCGGACGGUGAGUUAUUCUCGGAAGACAUUGCCGCCGUUUUGCAACCGGUGGAUGAUUCAGUAUCUCUGUCAAAUGCUGCGGAACUCAAGCUCCACCGCCUCAAGUCGAAGAUUUCUUUGUUAGAGGCCAGCAUUGAAGACCAAGCGGUGGAGUUAACAAGGAAGGAUGGUAGUAUCGAGCACAUGGAGAAACUUAUUGCAGAGAGAUCGAACAUCUUGACAUCUUUGCAGGCUAAAAUACAAUCGUUUCAGGGGUCGUCACAGGCAGAGUUAAUGGCGAAUGUCAAAACACGUGUUAAUGAACUUGAGAAACAGGUUGUGACUAUUAAAAGGGUAAUCGAAGAACAAAACAAGAAAAAGGAUGCGCUGAAAACUCGGGCAAAUGUAGCUGAGGAAAAAAUCAAGGAACUAAACUUGAAGCUUGAAAAUCUGCAAAGAAUUAAUGAUGAGCAAAAAUCAAGAAUUCUCAAAAUCCAAGAUGCUCUUCAAAUGGCUGAGUUAAAAAUGCUUAAAGCCAAACUGGAGGCUUCUUUAGUAUCCGAACAACUCAAAGAGGUUAAUCAAGCAUGGUUACCACCUUGGGUUUCUGCUCAUCUAUCUCAUUGUCAGUCUUUUGUUUCGACUUACUGGAAUGAGUUUGGGAGACCAACCCUUGAUCAGUUCAUUCAAAAGGCUUGUGAGCAGAAAAAUGAAGUUGGAAAGUGGGUUCAGCAUUACUCAGAGAGAAUCAAAUCAAAAUGGUUCCCAGCUAUCAAGGAAAAGUACAGCGCUAUUGUGGACGACUUUUAUCCGUUGAUGCAAUCAUUUUCUGCUCAAGUGAUAGGUUACUAUCAACUGUCCUUGAGCACCAUUAAACCACACAUAGAGAAUACGAUAGAGAUAAUGAGUCCAUACUUCCAGGAAGCAAAGAUCGUUGUGAUGCCGUAUGUAAAUCAAAUUUCAGAUAUAACUAAACCUUAUCUUGAUAAAGUUAUAUUAUUCUCGGAGCCGUAUUGGCAGGAAAUGGUUCAGUAUAACAGAAAGAUCACCACGAUUGUUGGAGAAUAUCAUUCUAUGAUCCAAGCAACUUUACAUGAAACACUGAAUAGUUACGAGUUCUCAAAGCCCUUUGCAACAGAGGGGCUAGUUUGGCUUAUGGCUUCUCUUAUAAUGGCAUUGCCCGCCAUUCUUCUUUUGCAAAUGCUUUUGCUGAGACAGCCAAAGAAGCGCCGCCACCGCAAAACAAGUAGAAGCCACGGCCGUAAAGGGCACAAACCCAAAGCCAAGCCCAAAAGGGUGCAUAAAGACUAGUCUUCUGGGCAACAUGGUUAUACUCCCACUUGAAGUACAAGUUACUUACACUGGUACAUAUUUAUCUCCAACAGCUUCUUGAUUGGUAUCUAUCUAUCCAUCUUUCUAUCUAUAUAUAUAUAUGUGUGUAUAUAUAUAUAUAUACCUGCCAUGGUUUCAUUUGAUAGUUACCCUUCUUGGCCAGCCAGGACAGGUUAACGGCCGGGAUUGUCGGAGGGUAAGUCGAUUUGUGAAUGGAUCAUAUCCAUCCCCACCCCUGUCUACCAUUCUCAGUAAAAAUCAACUCCAAACACAUUUUUGAUUGAAUGGUUUCGCCUGUUUCUCCUUUUAA